UAGUGAUAAAACCACCAAAAAUCACAUUCUCUAUAUAAAUACCAUACUCCUCGCUAACCUCAUUCAAUCUCUCACGCAUAAAACACAAACAUUUUGCUACAUCAAUGGCCAGCCACCACGUCCUCCUUGUGACAUUUCCAGUUCAAGGCCACAUCAAUCCAGCCCUCCAAUUUGCCAAGAAGCUCAUCAACAUGGGCAUUGAGGUCACCUUUGCCACAACCGUACUCGCACGGCAGCGCAUGGAGAAAGCCGCCGCCAGCAGCCUACCAAAGGGCCUGACUUUUGCUGCCUUUUCCGAUGGACUUGACGAUGGAUUCAAAGCCAGCAACGAUCCCCAGAAAUACAUGAGGGAGAUAAGACGUCGAGGCACCAAGUCUCUGAAAGAUACUGUCCUAUCUGCUGCCGAGCAGGGCCGUCCCAUCACGUGCUUGAUUUACACUCUCCUCCUACCGUGGGCGUCGGAGGUGGCGCGCGAGGUCCACAUCCCCAGUGCGCUUCUCUGGAUCCAAGCCGCCACUGUGUUGGACAUUUACUACUACUAUUUCAAUGGCUUUGGGGAUGAAAUUAUUGCCAGCUCCAAUGACCCCUCGUGGAAACUGCAGUUGCAUGGAAUUCCAAUAUUGCUAUCCCAAUGCGACCUUCCAUCUUUUAUGCUUCCGACAAGCUCCGACAAUUAUAGCUUUGCUCUUACAGUUUUCAAGGAACAGCUCGAAACAUUGGAUGCCGAAACGAAGCCAAAAGUGCUUGUCAACACUUAUGAUUCAUUGGAGCCUGAUGCGCUCAAGGCCAUUGACAGGUAUGAGUUAAUUGGAAUUGGACCCUUGAUUCCUUCUGCUUUCUUGGAUGGUAAAGAUGCUUCAGAUACUUCGUUUGGUGGAGAUCUUUUUCAAAAAUCUGAUGACUGCAUAGGAUGGUUGAACUCGAUGCCCAAAUCUUCAGUUAUUUAUGUGGCUUUCGGCAGUAUCUUGAGUCUGCCAAGAGCUCAGAUGGAGGAGAUUGCAAAAGGGCUACUAGACAGUAGUAGGCCAUUUCUGUGGGUAAUACGAGUGAACGAAAAAGCCAAUGAGGAGAAGAAAGAAGAAGAUGAGAAGUUAAGUUGCAUCGAGGAAUUGGAAAAAGCGGGGAGAAUUGUGCCAUGGUGUUCUCAACUUGAGGUUCUAACGCAUCCAUCGUUGGGGUGUUUCAUGACACACUGUGGGUGGAAUUCAAGUCUUGAAAGCAUAUCAUGUGGCGUCCCGAUGGUGGCUUUUCCCCAUUGGACAGAUCAAUGUACCAAUGCUAAGUUGAUUGAAGACGUAUGGAGGACGGGUGUUAGAGUGAGACGCAACGAAGAUGGAGUGGCGGAGAGUAGUGAGAUAAGGAGGUGUAUUGAGGAAGUGAUGGAUGGAGGGGAAAAGAGCAGAGAACUGAGAGAGAAUGUUGAGAAAUGGAAGGGUUUGGCCAGAGAAGCAGUGGAGGAGAAUGGAUCUUCUAAUAAGAAUUUGAAAGCCUUUCUUGAAGGAGUUGGAGCUGCAGGUUGUUAGUCUUUCCAUUCUCAAUUACCAUUGUUAGUCUUUCUUCUCUUUUCUGAUGGACAAUAGGAUACUAUGUAAACAUCAGAUCAAACUGUAAUAUCAACCACCAUUUUGUCAUCAUAAUUUAUUACUUUGCACUUUACACUUAAGAAUUUGGAACAAAAACAAUUGUAUUGCCCUUCACAAAGUUAUU
Sesamum indicum (sesame) is the source of this 1707-nucleotide messenger RNA. Its product is annotated as UDP-glycosyltransferase 75C1. NCBI's taxonomy places the organism in Eukaryota, Viridiplantae, Streptophyta, Magnoliopsida, Lamiales, Pedaliaceae. Gene Ontology annotation, molecular function: quercetin 3-O-glucosyltransferase activity; quercetin 7-O-glucosyltransferase activity. The record is from RefSeq and is a predicted model, not a curated record.